AUGUCUGUUAAUUUAGAGGAUGUAAUGAUCCCGCUGUCUCUACUUGACGCAGCACUGCUCAGUCACAACCUUCCGAUUCUGUACUUCUUUCCUCCUCCACCAUCGUCCACUUUUGACCUCAACAAAUUGCAUUCGUCGUUCAUGUCAUUAGUUGAGCACGACUAUCCCAUUUUAAUAGGAGAAUAUCACGUUGAUCCAAAGACGGGUAUUGUCAAUGUGAAACAAACAUCGGAAUGUCGUGAAAAAGGAGCCUUUGGGAUCAAGUUUGAGACAAAGUCAACGAGGUUUAAGAGUUCGGAGCAGGCUAUUCGAGAACGAUCGUGGGAACUGAUGCCCAGUUCACGGGAGAAGAAUGAACUGAUCUCUGUCAAAGGAACACUUCUUCAAGAUGGAGGGUUGGCUAUUGGCAUUAAUACUAGUCAUGCUUUAUUCGAUGGAGAAGCUUUCUUUACAUUUAUGACAAUUUGGGGACAGUACUACAGUGGCGUCAAGAAGGAAGAGAGACAAGUAGUAAACCAUGCUCGAUACUUGCUUAAUGAAGUGGGAGGGCCAUCAAAAAUGAAGCACCCUGAAUUUCGCGUACUUCUCGAUCAUGACUUGACAACGGAAGCCCAAUUAGCUGCUCAAGCACUUCCUCAUACUACGAAUGAGUUUUUCCAUUUCACUCCGAUUAUGAUGAAAAAGAUCAAAGACUUGGCAAGUCACGGUGGAUUGGAUAGUCAGAAAAGUGUAAAGGCAUCGUAUGUAAGUAGUGUUGACGCGAUCACUGCACUAAUGACAGUCUUGAUCUCAAGAGCCCGCAAGCAUGGUCAAGAUGUACGUAUUUCAACCUUUGUCAACGCUCGACGUCGUCUCGAACCCCCGUUGCCUCCAAACUACGUAGGAAAUGCCAUCUUUAAUGCAUUUUUGACAGUUAAAAGUAAAGAACUCCAGCCGCAGCCAGAGUAUGAAGGUCUUGUGUCUGGAGCAACACUAAACCUGAUAGCUCGACGUGUCCGUGAAUCUAUUAUUCGAUGUGAUGACGCUUACAUGCGUGAUGCUCUCAACUUUCUGGCUGAGCAAAGCAACAUUGCCGCCGUUCAGAUUGGCACAAAUUAUUGCUUCGGUCCCGAUCUCCUAUUUACCUCGUGGUUACGUUUGGACAUGUAUGGUGCCGAAUUCGAUAGUGUACAUCCCUCACAUGUAUUUUAUCCUCAACUACCAGGUGCCGAUGGCGUAGUCAUAUUUACUGAAGCCCAAAAUGGAGGUGAAGGAAUCGAUGUGGGUGUACUUCUCGCGUGCAGCGCGAUGGAGAACCUCAAGAAAAUGUUUACAGAGAUAUCGCACUUUUACAGUUAG
Messenger RNA from Plasmopara halstedii, 1338 nucleotides. RefSeq names its product Transferase. Gene Ontology annotation, molecular function: acyltransferase activity, transferring groups other than amino-acyl groups. NCBI's taxonomy places the organism in Eukaryota, Oomycota, Peronosporomycetes, Peronosporales, Peronosporaceae. Bases 1 to 1338 code for a protein of 445 amino acids. The record is from RefSeq and is a predicted model, not a curated record. The transcript has a single exon.